Molecule: messenger RNA, 1157 nt
Organism: Antechinus flavipes (yellow-footed antechinus)
Lineage: Eukaryota; Metazoa; Chordata; Mammalia; Dasyuromorphia; Dasyuridae
Exons: 6
Coding region: 189-1157 (322 amino acids)
Source: RefSeq, a predicted model, not a curated record
CCCUGAAAGUCUGAGCAUUAUGAGAGCUGGGAAGGCUCAGGAGUUUGCACUCUGAGAGACCUGAACCUCUAGCCCCAAGGAGCUAAAUCCAGGAGAAGGUUGGACAGUGUGUGAGUUGGAGCUAGACCAGAUAACGGGCCCGGCUGCCUCAGGACCUCACGCUCCCCGGCGCUGGCUCCCCCCGCAGCAUGUCCUCCCAAGGCUCCUGGGACGGCGCACAUGGCGGCCUUCUCCAGGGCCUGGCCAAGGGCCCUUCCUUCCUGGGGAGGCUUCAGUGCCGCCCGAGGGCGAGGUCCAUGGAGCUGCCCGGCAGCCCCCCCAAGGGCCCCUUGAGGGCCACCUCUGAAUUUCUGGAUUCGGGGACCUCCUCCUUCCUGGGGCAGCCCCACAGCCCCCGGCCCCUAGCCAGGUCGCCGUCCCCCAGCUUGCCGAGAGACAUCCAUCCCACCGGGCCCGGCCCCUUGUCCUGGGACCUCUUUGGCAAAAGCUCAGACCGACUCCUCGGACGGCGGACUUCCCUGCCCCAUCUCCUGGACUGGGCGGGCAGUGGGCUCCCCGGCAGGCCCCUGGCCCUCCAGAGCUGGAGCCGGUCGGAACGAGAUGUUCGGCUCUCUUCGCCGGACGGAGUCCCUCGGCGGGAGGAGCUGGUGGGCCAGCUGCCGUCGGCCCGUGGGACCCCGAGGGAGCGGGCCCAGGAGACGCAGAGGCGGGAGAAGGCUCUGGAGCUCAGUCAAAUGAAAUGUGAGCUGCUAGACCUGAGGCAGAAGCUGCGCAGCUUCCCUCAGUCCGAGUCCCAGAGAAGCCCUCCUGCAUCCCCCUCCUCAGACUCAGCGGGGGCCGUUGCUCGGGAAGUCCAGGAAGGGGUGCGAGCCCUCUGGAGGCAGCUGUUUGUCUUCCUGCAGGCGAGGGAGGCGGAGGGAGGAGGUUUUCCCCACGUGCUCCGGGUUCUGGGCUCUGGGGCCCAGCCUUGGAAAGUUCCCUUUUCUGGGUCCCGGCCGCCCUCUCCCGGGCCCGAGGUCCCGGCUGCGGAGCUGCAAAGGCUGGGCCUGGGGCUCAUGCUCACCGGCCUCCGCUCCAGCCACUCCCCCGUGUCCAAAGUGACUCUCAGGAUGGCCCCGCGGCCACACCCCAGGGAUGGCGGGAGCACCUGUCGUUAG